Prorocentrum cordatum is the source of this 1099-nucleotide messenger RNA. The record is from the annotation of a GenBank genome assembly. NCBI's taxonomy places the organism in Eukaryota, Dinophyceae, Prorocentrales, Prorocentraceae.
GGCGCGCCCGCCUGCGGCGCCCACGGCGCGGGCAGCGCGGGCGCGGGCGCCGGCCAGGAGGACAUCUUCGGCAUGAUCACCAUGAGCACGAGCUGCGAGCACCACGGCGACGACAUCGUGUCCGUCCUCGGGGGCGAGUGCUCCGAGCUGUGCCACAGGAAGGCCCGCAGGACCGGCGAGCCGGGCCAGGUCGCGGGCGACGCCGGGGGCAGCCUCGCGUACAUCCUCACCCUGGGCGUGGUCGACGGCUUCCGAAGGAGAGGGCUCGCCAAAGCGCUGCUGAACAACUCCAUGGAGCACAUCAACAAGAACAUGCCCCACGUCAAGGCGGUAUAUCUGCACGUUGUCACCUACAACGACGCAGCGAUCGCCUUGUACGAGUCGAUGCAGUUCCGACGCAUCGCGAAGUUCGAUAAGUUUUACCAGUUGCACGGGAAGCCGUACGAUUCGUUUUUGUACGCAAGAUAUGUGCACAGUGGGCGUCCGCCCUGGUCCUGGCGAUUGAGGAACUUGGUCUCCAUUGGCUUCACCGCCGCGAUCAGGGAGCUCGUCUUCACCGCCUGGACGACCCUCUCGCCGUUCGGGUGCGACGACAAGCCUCAGGCGGUGCUGGCGGAGGAGCCGUGAGGCUCGGGGUUGCGCAGGCGGGACUGUGGACUGGCCUCCAUUGUAGGGGUUCGUCGGCGCGGAGCUGCGCAGGAACUUUUUUCGAGCGGCCCGCGGCCGGCGAGGCGUGCAGCAAGCGUUUGGCCCGACCAGGCCGGGCUUGCGCCGAGCGCAUCCUGGGCAGGAGGCGCAGGGAGUGGAUCGACUACACGUAAGAGUGACCCUUCGCCGGAGUGACCUUUGGUGCGCGGCCAUUGGGGCCCCCCGAUCGUCGCGUGCGUUGCGACAGAAGCGUCUUGCUCGCUUGUGCUUGGUACCCCAGGGUCACUCUUGCGGCAAUGUAGCCGAGUGAAGUGCUGAGGGCGGGGACGCGUUGAGAAAAGCGGUAGCAUCGCGCCAGGGCCUCCCAGCUCGUGCGGGCGGCACGCCAUGAAUCUGUCCCAGCAGCCGCGGCAGUCGAGCAGGGCAGGCUUAGAAAAGAGGAGCGGUGCCG